Messenger RNA from Fusarium keratoplasticum, 2229 nucleotides. Its product is annotated as NADH-ubiquinone oxidoreductase 78 kDa subunit, mitochondrial. Gene Ontology annotation, cellular component: membrane. Bases 1 to 2229 code for a protein of 742 amino acids. The record is from RefSeq and is a predicted model, not a curated record. Gene Ontology annotation, molecular function: iron-sulfur cluster binding; NADH dehydrogenase (ubiquinone) activity. Gene Ontology annotation, biological process: ATP synthesis coupled electron transport. Lineage: Eukaryota; Fungi; Ascomycota; Sordariomycetes; Hypocreales; Nectriaceae. The transcript has 6 exons.
AUGCUCCGACACACCAUAGCUCGUUCGGCUUGGCGGACCAGCCGGCGGGCGGCCAAUGUCUCGCGAGCCUUCGCGACGACGAGCCAGCGUCCAGCCGAGGUGGAGCUGACAAUUGAUGGAAAGAAGGUCUCGAUUGAAGCCGGUUCGGCCCUUAUCCAGGCCUGCGAGAAGGCGGGUGUGACAGUCCCGAGAUACUGCUACCAUGAGAAGCUUAUGAUUGCCGGCAACUGCCGAAUGUGCCUGGUGGAGGUUGAGAGGGCCCCGAAGCCCGUCGCCUCUUGUGCCUGGCCCGUACAACCCGGAAUGGUCGUCAAGACCAACUCUCCUCUUACCCACAAGGCCCGCGAGGGUGUCAUGGAGUUUCUGCUCGCCAACCACCCCCUCGACUGCCCCAUCUGUGAUCAGGGUGGUGAGUGCGAUCUCCAGGACCAGUCUAUGCGUUACGGAGCCGACCGAGGCCGAUUCCACGAGAUUGGCGGCAAGCGAGCCGUCGAGGACAAGAACAUUGGCCCCCUGAUCAAGACGUCCAUGAACCGAUGCAUUCACUGCACCCGAUGUGUCCGUUUCGCCAACGACAUCGCCGGAGCUCCGGAGCUUGGCUCCACCGGCCGUGGUAACGACCUCCAGAUCGGCACCUACCUCGAGAAGAACCUGGACUCGGAGAUGUCUGGCAACGUUAUCGACCUCUGCCCCGUUGGUGCCCUCACCUCCAAGCCCUACGCCUUCCGAGCUCGUCCCUGGGAGUUGAAGCACACCGAGUCGAUCGACGUUCUCGACGGCCUUGGCUCCAACAUCCGAGUUGACUCCCGUGGCCUCGAGGUUAUGCGUAUCCUCCCCCGAUUGAACGACGACGUGAACGAGGAAUGGAUCAACGAUAAGACUCGAUUCGCCUGUGACGGUCUCAAGACCCAGCGUCUGACCAUGCCUUUGGUCCGCCGCGAGGGCCGCUUCGAGCCCGCCGACUGGGAGGAGGCUCUGUCCGAGGUUGCCCGAGCCUGGCAGAUCAAGAACCCCCAGGGUAACGAGUUCAAGGUUAUUGCUGGUGCUCUGACUGAGGUUGAGUCUCUUGUUGUUGCCAAGGACAUGGCCAACAAGCUCGGCUCCGAGAACCUCGCCCUGGAUACCCCUACUGGCAGCCAGCCCAUUGCCCACGGUGUCGACGUCCGAUCCAACUUCCUCUUCAACUCCCAGAUCUGGGGUAUUGAGGAGGCUGAUGCCAUCUUGAUUGUUGGCAGCAACCCCCGACAUGAGGCUGCCGUCCUCAACGCCCGUAUCCGAAAGCAGUGGCUCCGAUCCGACCUUGAGAUUGGUGUUGUUGGUGAGACCUGGGACUCUACCUUUGAGUUUGAGCACUUGGGCAACGACCACGCUGCUCUCAAGCAGGCUCUUGCCGGACCCUUCGGUGCUAAGCUCAAGGCUGCCAAGCGACCCAUGAUCAUCGUGGGCUCUGGUGUCACUGACCACGCUGAUGCCAAGGCUUACUACGAGACCGUCGGCGCCUUUGUUGAGAAGCACGCUGACAACUUCCGAACUGAGGAGUGGCAGGGCUACAACGUUCUCCAGCGUGAGGCUUCGCGUGCCGGUGCUUUCGAGGUUGGCUUCACCACCCCCUCCGCCGAGGUUGCCGAGACCAAGCCCAAGUUUGUCUGGCUCCUGGGUGCCGAUGAGGUCAACGAGGCCGACAUCCCCAAGGACGCUUUCGUUGUCUACCAGGGCCACCACGGUGACAAGGGCGCUCAGAUCGCCGAUAUCAUCCUCCCCGGUGCUGCUUACACUGAGAAGGCCGGUACCUACAUCAACACCGAGGGCCGAGUCCAGAUGACCCGAGCUGCCACCUCCCUGCCUGGUGCUGCCCGAACUGACUGGAAGAUCCUCCGAGCUGUCAGCGAGUUCCUGGGCGCCCCCCUCCCUUACGAUGACGUUGCCAUGGUUCGGGACCGCAUGGUUGAGAUCAGCCCUGCCCUGGCCGCCUACGAUGUCGUUGAGCCCGUCGCCCUCCCUGCCCUGAGCAAGGUUCAGCUUGUGGACCAGAACAAGGGCGCCGCUGCUAGCGGUGCUCCUCUCAAGAAGGUUAUUGACAACUUCUAUUUCACAGAUGUUAUCUCGCGAAGCUCGCCAACAAUGGCACGCUGCUCGGCAGCCAAGGCUACGGGUGACCCCCGGACAAACUUUAUGGCCCCCGGAAUGGAGGAGGAUAGGCCCAUGGGCCAGGUCGAGUAUGGGGCAUAA